CAGAAUUGAAAACUCGAAAAGUCAAACUUCUCUGCUCUGCGAUAUAUUAAAAAAAUCAUUACAGAAUUAUUUUUUUCAGACAAAAGGGUUAAUUUUAUUGUGUUAAUAUCAACAUAAACUAAUAAACAAUUGCUUAGAAUUAAAAUUUCACAAAUAACAAAAAGAAAACCAAACAAAUUUAGCCCAUAGAUGUACAAAUAUAUAAUCUUAGACGAAGUCAAAUAAAAAGAAAGAUGUGGGAUUCCUCGAUGUUUUUGAGUACACUCACUCCGAAAUUUUAUGUUGCACUCACCGGUACUUCCAGUUUAAUAUCUGGAUUAAUCCUUAUAUUCGAAUGGUGGUAUUUUCGCAAAUAUGGUACAUCAUUUAUUGAACAAGUUUCGAUUAACCACAUUAGUCCGUGGAUAAAUGGCAGUGACAAUCAGUCGGAAACAAAUGGUACAAAUGGAGGACAACAAAUGCCAGAGUGUAAAGUUUGGCGCAAUCCUUUGAAUUUAUUUCGUGGAGCUGAAUAUCAGAGAUUCUAUUGGACAACUAAUAAGGAACCGCUGACUUACUAUGACAUGAAUUUGAGUGCACAAGAUCACCAAACCUUUUUUACAUGCGAAGGUGAUGCUGGUAAAGCUGAGUACGAGAUCAUGCAAACAGCUUGGCGAGAACGAAAUCCUGUGGUUCGAAUAAAAGCUGCUCACAAUGCAUUAGAAUUAAAUACAGAAUGUGCACCAGCAUACAUUCUUCUAGCCGAGGAGGAAGCCACAACAAUUCUUGAGGCAGAGAAAAUUCUUAAAACAGCACUUAAAGUUGCCGAAACAAAUUAUAGAAAGUCACAAGCAACACAGCAUCAGGGUGCCAUAGCUGAGGGUAUGCACCGUCGUGAUACGAAUGUUUUAAUUUAUAUAAAACGUCGUUUGGCAAUGUGCGCCCGCAAGUUGGGCAAACUUAAAGAAGCAUCAAAAAUGUUUCGUGAUCUGACAAAGGAGAUUCCGUCGAUCAUGAAUGUGUUGAAUAUCCAUGAGAAUCUAAUCGAAACUCUUCUUGAAAUGCAAGCGUAUGCAGACUGUCAGGCGGUAUUAGCCAAAUAUGAUGACAUUUCGUUGCCAAAGUCGGCGGCAAUUUGUUACACAGCAGCGCUCCUUAAGGCCAGAGCUGUGGCCGAUAAAUUCUCGCCGGACAUUGCAUCGAAACGUGGCCUCAGUCCGGCUGAGAUGAGUGCCGUUGAAGCGAUUCAUAGAGCAGUGGAGUUUAACCCACAUGUUCCCAAGUAUCUGCUAGAGACCAAGCCACUCAUUCUUCCGCCAGAGCAUAUACUCAAACGCGGUGAUUCGGAAGCGCUCGCUUACGCGUUCUUUCAUCUCAAGCAUUGGAAGAAUGUCGACGGAGCACUCAAUCUACUACAUUGUACAUGGGAGGGAACGUUUCGAAUGCUGCCGUAUCCCCUUGAACGAGGCCACCUCUUUUAUCCGUAUCCAACAUGCACCGAGUGUGCUGAUCGUGAACUUCUACCAACGUUCCAUGAAGUUUCGGUGUAUCCCAAAAAGGAACUGCCGUUCUUCAUUUUGUUUACCGCAGGUCUGUGUUCAUUCACAGCACUUUUGGCGCUACUGACCCACCAGUACCCCGAACCGAUGGGCAUAAUUGCACAAACUGUACUUAAUUGGAUCUCGUAUCCGUUUCAGCUGAUCAAGGAACGAAUCGAGGCUAUUUGGCCUUGCAAUCUCCUGCAACAACUGUCAAGAAUUUAGGGACUUUCGACUAUCUUGAGGCUUGAGAGGGCAAAAUGACAGCGAUGAAUUAAAAAGCGCUACAACAAAUGCAUUUAAUGUGAUUUUGUUUACAUACAGAUUAAUCUCUUCUACGCCAUAAAACAGGUGUUUUUUAUUAUUUUUUUUUCUUUUGUAACGACAUUAAUUUAUUUGAUCGAGAACAAGACUCGCCUCUUCAUAUUUCUUUCUUUUUAUGUUAACUGUGUGUUCUCUUACGAAUCUCGUUUUCCUAUACUCUAUUACUCGUAUAAUUUAGAAUAUUGUGUAUUUUGUUUGUUAUUCUUAUCCAGUGUUUGACAGCAAAAAUAAUUUAAAAAUUCUUACUCCUAGCACUGGUUUAUUUAAAGCAAACGAAUUCGAAAAACGUAUUGGAGCCCUUUGGUGACAAACAAAACAUUAUUGUGUCUAAAUUGUGUUUGACUAACGGUUUAGAUCUUUAUUUAGGAGACUAGCGUGCGCUAAAUGGCAUUAUUUAGAAUGACAAAUUUUAGUUUUAUGUUUUUUAUAUCUUAAUUUAUUGUAAAAUAUCAAUGCGUGUUAAUUUAUUUUCACUUACUAAAUAUGUAUGUAAGUGUAAUACAAAAAAAUAAAUGAUAAAUGUCCAUUUCAAUAAGUAAACGUUU
Messenger RNA from Eupeodes corollae, 2386 nucleotides. Its product is annotated as protein ST7 homolog. The record is from RefSeq and is a predicted model, not a curated record. The transcript is spliced from 3 exons. Bases 234 to 1742 code for a protein of 502 amino acids. Lineage: Eukaryota; Metazoa; Arthropoda; Insecta; Diptera; Syrphidae.